AUGUCCGAUAUUAACACAACUCUCCUCAACUCAAUUCAAAAGAUUGAGGUUGAUCUUGCUGAAAUCAAGCAAGCAUUGCGCGAGCUUCAAAGGCAAUUCAGCAAUCAAUUUGCACCAGCAGUCAGUGCGGAAGAUCUAACUACAAUGCAACAAAGCAUUAUUGAGCAGAGUUCUCUUGAGUGCAUUGCUGAGUCUGUGAAAAGAGCCCAGCUCACAGAGUACCCUGAUCAGCUCGGUAAGCGAGUAAUCAAUACUGGCGGCGAGUUCAAAGGAAAAAAUGAAGCACAAAAAUACAAUCUGUUACUUCAGAUUCUUCACGAGCAGGACUGGAAGGCGCGCUGCAAAGAAGUUCCACAAGGGCAGCCUUUGCCCCCAUUAGUCCCUCUUUCAGACCAUGAUUUGACAGUAAAAAGACUGCAUCUCAAAACAUUAGGCCAUAUGGUAAAGCAUGAUAUCAUUGACAAAGACUAUCCUACGGCCUCAAAAGAAUGGAAGAAUAUCCCAGAGAAAAACAGGGAAUACUACAUGAUGCAUUUGGAAAGGUUGGCGAAGAAUGGUGGAUUGCACAUCCACCAAUGUAAAAGAAUGUGGUGUGCAAGAAGCCUUCUUCGGGAAAGCUUCAAGAGCGACAACCAGACGCACAAGAGAAGAAUGGCAGAGAAGAACAAAACACAGUCUCCUCCACUCACAGCAAGUGUCGAGCCUGCUCGCAAGAGAAGCCGAAGAUCUAAUAUUUUUGUACUGAUAUAUUAUACUUGGGAGUCGUUCUAUUAUAUAGUAAAUGCUUAUUUUACUGAACAAGUAAGCAUAUUAUAUAAAGAAAUUGACCAUUCUGUUAAAGCUGCAAAGAAAAAACAAGAGGUUGUGCUAGAAUUGAAAGCAAUAGAACAAAAGAAAGAAUUUGCUGAUACUAUUACAAGUUUCUGCCGUGUUGCUUAA
Molecule: messenger RNA, 939 nt
Organism: Phycomyces blakesleeanus NRRL 1555(-)
Lineage: Eukaryota; Fungi; Mucoromycota; Mucoromycetes; Mucorales; Phycomycetaceae
Exons: 9
Coding region: 1-939 (312 amino acids)
Source: RefSeq, a predicted model, not a curated record